This is a messenger RNA of Tetrahymena thermophila SB210, 2328 nucleotides long. Its product is annotated as cysteine-rich secretory family protein. NCBI's taxonomy places the organism in Eukaryota, Ciliophora, Oligohymenophorea, Hymenostomatida, Tetrahymenidae. The transcript is spliced from 4 exons. The record is from RefSeq and is a predicted model, not a curated record.
UUAGUAGAAAAUUAAUUUGAUUUAAUUCUAGAUAAAAAAAAUUUUUUUUUAAUUGGUAAAAUGGAAUUUUUAAAUCGAUUUAGUCAAGAUUUUUAAAUUAAAUUAUUUUAAUUCACACCAAACGAGCUUAAACUAUUCUUUGAUAUUCAUUUUUGGCUUAAAGAAGAAACAGAUGAAGCCAAAAUUGAAGAAACAUUAAAAAAAUUUUAUCCUUAACACUUCUUAAAAGAAAAUGUCUUAAAUAUUCCAAAAGACUCUGUAUUUUUUUCACAAAACGAACCCCUCAAAGAUAAAAACAAUCAAAUUGAAGAUAAGUUUGAUACUUAAAAUGUGAUUGAAAGGUUAUAUCAGUUUUUAUAGGCCUGCGAGGAACCAAGUCUGUCAAAAAAAAUAAUAUAGAAUAUAAUAAAUAUAAUAUCUAGUGCUAAAUAGGGUGAAAUUAUUAAUAUUAAUUUUAAUGAACUUAAUUAAUAGAAUAAAAGCUUACUAGUAGAACUAUUAAAAAGUAUUCAGAUCACUUAAAUAUAAAAUAAUUCUUUUUUGUUUUAGUCCAGCAGCUAAGCUACACAAUAUUUCAUUCAUAUAUCUAAGUAACUAGUAUAAGAUAUAGAUACUUCUUUUAUUAAGGAAAACGCUUCGUAAUAGAUAUUCAUCUAAAAUAUGCUACAGUAAGAGAGAGUUCAAAGUUAGUACUAAGCAUUAGAGAAAAGACAAAUUUUAGACAAAUAAUCAAAAUCCUUAGAUUAUAUAAUAAAUGAUAAAGAUAAUGACCCUUUAAUUGAUUUAGAAGAAGAUCAAUAAAAAUAAUAAUAAGAUGAUGAUGAAAAAAGAAUAAUUUUCAGCUAAAAUAUAAAUGUCAACUAAAAUUAGAAUAAAUUUGAAGAAGAAUAAAAUAUUUAGCAAUAAUAAAUGGAAAUGAUCGAAGAAAUAAGUGAUGAAGAAAUUGAAGAAAUUAAAUAAAAAAUAAAUUAAGUGAUGCAGACAUGCUAAUUAAAAAAAUAAUUUAUGCAAAUAAGCCAUUUGAUAAUAUUCAAGAUGAAUCCUUUAAAAGAAGGGGAUAGUUUUGAGUUAGAUUUAGAUAAGUUUUAAAAUAAAAAUUAAAUAGUUGAAUUGCUUGAAUCUAUUGGAGUAUUUAAUAUUUAAAAUAAUAACUACGGGUUGUUUACAACACCUUAAAAGUUUGGUUUUUUUAAGUAAUUUGCUAAAAAUUUAAUUGAAGAAGUAGAUGAUAAAGCUCCUGUUUCUGAAAUUUAGUAAAAUUAAAAUAAAGCUAAUGAAUAAUUUAUUUUUGAAGAGUAAAAAUUGCUUGAAAAUUUAUAUUUGGUCAUAUAAGCUUUUGAAGGUCAAGCUUAAUCAGUAAAUCAGAUAAAGUUUAUAAUAUAGAAAAUUUAACAAAUCAAUGAAGGAGAGAAAUUUCAAUUAAAUCUAUCUUUGUUUUCAGAUGAAUAGAAAAGAGCAAUUUUUUUACUUUUUGAGUCUUUAGGUAUUUUUGAAAUUAAUGCCAAUAUCUUUUAGCUCUUUUCAUCUAAUUAAAAUAUUCAGCUAUUUGUAAGCUUAUCCAAUGAAUUGCUUAAUGACAUGUAGAGCUAAAUUAAUCAAAUAUAAAAUGGUUAAUAACCUAUAGGAGAUAUUAAAUAAAUAAAUGAUAGAGCAUAACUGACAAAACUUGCUCAGUAACGUAAAAAAUAACAAAAUUACUAAGAUAGCCCUUAAACUCAUGCUUAAAUAAGCAGCCGAGAAUAAAUGGAAGAAUAUCGUAGAAAUAAAAGAUAAAAAGAUUUAAAUAAGAGCAGGUUUACUGGUAAAAAUAUAAUGACUCUUGAAAGGCUAGAAGAGUUAGAAGAGAAAAAGUAUGAAUUUAUGAAUGAAAAUCCCUCAGCCUAAGUACCUAAUAAAGUUAUAACUAUGAGAGAUAUUGAAAAUAUGACAAUAGCAGAAAAUUUAUAAAAAUUUGGGAAGUAGGCACUAGAGUACACAAAUUAAUUUAGAAGAUAAAAUAAUUUACCUGAUUUAAUUUGGAAUAAUUAGCUUACAUUUAUUGGAAUGAAACAUUCUUAAAAUAUGGCUGAAGGUUUAGUUCCGUUUGGUCAUGAUGGUUUUAACGACAGAGUUAGGUAAAUUACAUUUUCUUAUAGAAGUGUUGCAGAAAAUGUAGCCUAUUGCAGUGCUGGAUACAGCAAUAUUCCAAAAACUAUUGUAGAUGGAUGGAUCAACUCUCCUGGCCAUAGGAAAAAUAUGCUUUCGAAUUCAAAUGUUUGUGGAAUUGCUGUUUACAGGAAUAACAAGGGAUUUUGGUAUUUUACUUAAUUGUUUGCACUAAAGGUAUGA